UCAUCCCAGUGUAAGAUGGCGGACCGGCGGCGGCGGCGGCGUCGCGCCUCCCAGGACAGCGACGACGAGGACGGCUCGGGCUCGGGCUCCGGGUCCGGGUCCGACAGCGGCAGGUCGGGGUCUCCCGCCCCGAACAGCAGGGGCCGCGGGGUCCGCAGGACGGGGUCUCCCUCCCCGAGCAGCAGGGGCCGGGACGGCCGGGACCCGGAGAGCCCGCCCGAGGCCGCGGCGGCGGCGGCUCGAGCCGCCCCGGCGGAGAAGGACGUGCAGUCCGAGUGUGAGAGCGAGGACGACGCCGGUGAAGCGGUUCUGUCGGACUACGACAGCGCAGACCCCGAGGACAACGGAUCCCACUCAGAGGGCGUAGAAGAAGAGGGCUACAGCGAGGAGGAGGCUCCAGCAGCAGCAGCCAGCCAGACCCAGACCUCUGCUGACCCCCCCACGGAAGAGGGUCCGGGGGACCAGCAGGACCAGGAGGAUCCAGACCAGGACCAGGACCAGGACCCGGACCAGGACCCGGAUGAGGGGGUGGAGGAGGUGGAGGAGGAGGUGGAUGUGGAGGUGGAGGACGGAGGGGGAGCCGGGAAAGAGGAGAGCAAAGCUGAGGAGAAGGAGAACCUGGCAGGAGAGAGACAGAGUGGAGACGGACAGGAAUCCACAGACGACCCUGAGACUAAAGUCGGGGUGAAACCCGGGCAGCGAUUGGACGAUGACGAGGACCGGAAGAAUCCGGCCUACAUCCCCAGGAAGGGUCUGUUCUUCGAGCACGACGUCCGCGGACACCCGCAGGAGGAGGAGAGGCCCAAGGGCCGGAACAGGAAGCUGUGGAAGGACGAGGGCCGUUGGGAACACGACAAGUUCAGGGAGGAGGAGCAGGCGCCCAAGAGCCGCGAGGAGCUAAUAGCUAUCUACGGCUACGACAUCCGCAACGGAGGAGGUGGUGGAGGCGGUGGUGGGGAGAGAACGUUCCGGCAGCGCCGGCCCAGCAGGCCGACGCCCCCCCACCGAGACCAGAGGGAGAAGCGUUGGGGGGCGGAGCGUCCGGGCCGGUCCUGGCAGGCCCCGCCCCCUUCCAUCCCCCCGUCCUCCUCCUCCUUCCCCCCCCUCUCCUCCUCCCAGCAGCACCGCAGAGCCCCGCCCCCUCGCAGCCGGCCGCCCAAUCAGCACCCGGCGCACCCGGCGCCCGCCCCCCAGUACCGGCGGGACGACCCGGACCAGGCCCCGGGCCCGGCGACCCCCAGGGACCGGCAGGGCCCCCGACAACACCCCGACCUAUCGGGGGAGAGGGGCGUGGCCAGCCGCGGGGGGCGGGGCCACCCGGGGGGGCGGGGCUCCUCCCGGCCGGUUGAUGAUGUCAUCACGGCCAGGGAGCAGCACACGAACUCUGAGCCCAGCGGGUACCGGGCCGACCUGGGCCCUGGCUCCGCCCCCUCCCCUGGCCCCGCCCCCCAGACGCCCGUGUCAUCGGCGCCCUCGGCCCCUCGGGAGGCGUCCCCGCCCCCGGCGGCGGCGGAGCGGCCCGUGGAGAGGAAGUCGUACUCGGCGGCCCGCAGGACUCGCUCGCGGCCCUCGGACCUGGGCAGCAAGCAGGCCUCGGUGGACGAGGCUAACGCCGCUAACGCAGCCCCGCCCGCCGCAGGCUCCUCCCCCAGCAAAGGGGGCGGGGCUAAGAGCUGGGCGGGCGGAGAGGGGGCGGGGCUAGCCGACCUGGACCAGGACGUGGCUCGGCUCAACCUGGCCCGGCAGGGCUGGAGCCAGAACCCCACGUCGUACGUUCGCUCCGAGAUGAGAGGCCUCCCCGCCCCCCCGCUGCACCUCUCCGGGGCUCCGCCCCCUUUCUCCAGCAUGGAGGAGAUGGGCGUCGGCUCCAGCCGGGCCAAGCGCUACUCGUCCCAGCGGCAGAGGGCGGUGCCGGAGCCGGCCCCGCCCCUCCACCUGGGGGUGAUGGAGGGACACUACUACGACCCCAUGUCGUACCAGGGACCAAUCUACACCCACGGGGAAGGCCCCGCCCCCAUCCCGCCCCAGGGCAUGCUGGUCCAGCCGGAGAUGCACCUGCCCCACCCCGGGCUCCACCCCCACCAAUCCGGAGGCCCCAUCACUAGCCCCGCCCUCUACGGCGGCCCGCCCGUCUCCCUGUCGCCGGGGCAACCGCAGCAGCUGCUGCCGGCCCCCUUCUACCCGCCGCCGGGCGUGGUGACGUUCCCGUACCCGGCCAUGUACCCGUCCCCGCCGGUGCACCACGCGGUGCACGCGCGGCAGCUGGAGCUGCUGCCCCCGGGGGGGGCGGGCAGCCACAGCGAGGAAGUGGUGCAGCAGGUGCAGCAGCAGGUCACCUACGGCGGCGUCACCUACUACGACACCAUGCAGCAGCAGCAGCAGCCCAAGCCCUCGCCGCCGCGCCGCACCUCGCAGCCCGUCACCGUCAAGCCCCCGCCGCCCGAGGUGCCCUUCGCCUCCGAGUGACCCGGUACCCGCCCCCCCACCGCCCACGGCCCGGCCUCAGCCCCGCCCCCCGACCCGGCCUGUCCGGAGCCGGGUGGGAGGAGCUACAGGGGCGGGACGCCGCAGAGGCGGAGCCUCGUGGAGGCGGAGCCUCGCCGGCCGACGACGACAACUUUCCUUCUUCCCCAAGCAGCGAAUAUCACGAGCAGCGCCGGGGGCGGAGCCUCGCUAUCACGGGGCGGAGCCUCACUGGCCGGGGGCGGAGCCUCCCCUGACGGGGGCGGAGCCUCGCCGUCGCCACGGAGCCUGAGAUGAUUCCAGAAAUAUUCCAGCUGUUGUAGAUUCCACAAGUUUCUAACAUCGACCGCAGGCCUAAGCCCCGCCCACGCCGUGAUGUCAUCACAGCGCCGCCCCCCCCGACCCGGAACCUCCAACGACCUUGUCGGUCGCCGUCGGCGACGGAGAGAUUUGAUUUAGCGACGUAGCAUCGAGCUGCUGCCUCCGGCUCCGUUUCUGUUUCUGUUUAAACCCAACCAGAGCCGUUUCCAGCUGAACCGGGGGGAGGGGGGGGCAACGGUCGCCAUGGAAACGGAGGACAAACCGUCUUCACUCGUCCCAAACCGACGUCUCGGUUUAAACGGUUUAAAGGUCAGAAGUCAAGAGUCCUACAGAAUAUUCUAGAAGUCACCAGUGAUGUUUCAGGAUGUUUCGGUUCCGGUUAUUUCCGGAGGCCCCGCCCCCAAAACCCCCCAAGACUUUUGUUUUGAAAUGUUUAUUGAAUCUGAAAAUCUAGAAUUUCUUUGUAAACUAAAAAUGUCCUUUAGAAAAUAUUGAAAUUGAAGGAACUAAUGACAGAACGUGUUUUUUUUACUCUCAACUUCAGUUUAAACGUUUAGAAAACGUCACUUUUGUCUAGUUUUGUCCUGGAGACGGUCCUGGUCCUGGUUUAGUCCAGGUUCUGGUUCUAGUUCUAGUCCUGGAGACGGUCCUGCUUCAGGUCCAGGUUCAGGACCUGGUCCUGGUCCUGGUUCUGGUCCUGGUCCAGGACCAGAUCCUGGAGACGGCUCUGGUUCUGGUUCUUGUUUUCUAAGUGUAUUUUUUAAAAGCAGCAGAUUCAGGUUUGUCUUGUUUUGUCCGACAGGAACGACCGUCGUUAUAAAUGUUUUAGUUUAAACUUUCCGUACAGAUGUUUGUUGUUUUGGUGUCUGAUCAUUAAAGUGGUUCCUCUCA
Molecule: messenger RNA, 3675 nt
Organism: Cololabis saira (Pacific saury)
Lineage: Eukaryota; Metazoa; Chordata; Actinopteri; Beloniformes; Belonidae
Gene: casc3
Product: casc3 exon junction complex subunit
Exons: 11
Coding region: 16-2466 (816 amino acids)
Biological process (GO): mRNA processing
Cellular component (GO): exon-exon junction complex
Molecular function (GO): mRNA binding
Source: RefSeq, a predicted model, not a curated record